Amoebophrya sp. A120 is the source of this 848-nucleotide messenger RNA. The record is from the annotation of a GenBank genome assembly. NCBI's taxonomy places the organism in Eukaryota, Dinophyceae, Syndiniales, Amoebophryaceae.
CUUAGGAGGAGCUGGAAAGUGUGAAAAGAUGGCGGCCGGGCGGGAGUGAUUUGAGGCAGCCGCGGCGGCGGCGAGCAAUGCGACGGGCCGGGUACUUAGUCUGCAAGGCGCGCAGCGAGGAGCGCGGGUCGCAGCCGGGAAGCGGCGACGGCCGUAGCCCUAAGGACACCGGGGCCCGUUGGCCUUAGCCCGCCCGGCGCCAGCCCUUUGCGAUUUCACCUUCAUCGGCGCCGGCGGGCAUUUGCUCCCGUGGCUUCGGUCCGCUACUUGUGCGGCGAUGGACUUGCUAGCGAAGAUCAGAAUGAAGGACCCGGCGCCGCGCGCUGUUUCGGUGGACCUUGCCGACGGAACUGAUGGAGGCCGUCUUCACGUGCCAACACCACACCCGCCGGCCCGCUCAUCUUGUCAGAGAGAGCCCAAGCGGCGAGAUGCCGCCGCCUCUUCUUUUGAUUGGUGCCCCCCCGGACGCCCCGCCUCCCUGUGUUCAGUGCGAACCAAGGCGGCCCGAUUCGCCGGGGCCCGCCUUCCCCGGCGCGCGCUUGCUGGUUUUGCCGCCGCAUGCUUCGGCCGCCGGCUGCAUUGGGAGGGGCGGCCCGUGCGCGUGGCCCAGGUUUUAUGCAAUGCGCGCAUCCCGCCCUACCAGGCGCCCACUUCUCGGUCGGGCCCAAGAGGCGGAGAUAAUUUCGCGGGCCGCAGCGAGUUUGUCUUCUGGCCGAUGCGGCGGGCCGCGCGCGCUAUCUAACACACAUAGCGCGGCCACCGAGACUGUGAGUUCGUUGUGGCGCUCUAUUCUCCGGCAACAGGGCAGCGCGUUGGCUGCCGCGGAUUUUGACCUCUGUGACUGCAUU